AUGAUAAUUGAUCAAGGUGACAAAGAAGUUCAAAACACAUCAUUGAACAAAUAUGCUUUGGCUUGUGCCCUUGUUGCUUCAAUGGUUUCCAUUGUCUCUGGCUAUGAUACCGGUGUUAUGAGUGGAGCAAUGAUUUUCAUAAAAGAGGAUUUGGGAAUCAGUGACACACAACAAGAAAUUCUAGCAGGAAUCUUAAAUGUAUGUGCAUUAGUUGGAUCCUUAACAGCUGGAAGAACUUCUGAUGUCAUUGGUCGUCGAUACACAAUCUUCUUAGCCUCUAUACUCUUCAUCAUUGGUGCAAUUCUAAUGGGUUACGGUCCAAACUACGCUGUUAUAAUCUUAUUGAUGUUGGCUUCUUUGUAUCAGUUGGUCGAAGACAAAUUAAAGCUAUCAAAAUAUUUAUCUUGGACAUUUUGUUCUUGUGCACAUGGAAAAAGGAAACCAGAUACUGAAUUUUAUAUAGACGCUCUGAAGCAUCUUAAAGUUGAUCCAGCAUAUUGUAUUUUCAUAGAUGACAGGCCAAAAAAUGUGGAGGCAGCAACUGAAGUUGGGAUCAAGGGUGUACAUUUCAAGAAUGUUGAUUUACUUUGCCAAGAACUGUCAUUGAUGGGGAUUGACAUUUAA
Molecule: messenger RNA, 624 nt
Organism: Vicia faba (fava bean)
Lineage: Eukaryota; Viridiplantae; Streptophyta; Magnoliopsida; Fabales; Fabaceae
Source: the annotation of a GenBank genome assembly